AUGGACCUCCAGGACCAUACAUAUUUAUACAUGUAUUCAGAGGGAGAAAGGUUGAUAUGCUCGCAUCCGGAGACUUUUGAAAGCAUCGAAAUCAGCGACUCUUUGGUUGAUAAAAAGGCCAUUCCCUUCUUGGAGGUCUUGUAUGUACAGUUUCGGGUCUUGAGGAAGUAUCGCAAGGGUAAAAUGCGCGUACCGCUUAACUUUAGCUUGAUUGCGACGCUUGCCUCCGGGGAAAAAAUACUCUGCCCUCCCGGCACUAAAGUUGGAAGCAAAUUGCUUGUUGAUCCUGCCUCAAGGCAAUUCUCAACAUCGGAUUCGAUAACCGAUGAGCUUGCCAGGGUAAAUUUGAUUGACUAUCCAUCCGAGCCCGAGGAUGGCCAAACAGACCCUUCAUGUUGUCUCAAAGAAGCCAGAAGAUAUGGCAUAGAAUUCAAUGAUGCUGAUGAGUAUGAUUAUCUGCAGCAUAUGAUGCCGAUUGUACCAGAUGCAGGAUUUUUUGACAAUCCGAAUUACCUGCUUAAGGAUGUUGAGCAAAAAUCGAAUCAAGACGUCAUUGAGAUUCUUCGAGAACUCGAUUGUUUUGAUAGCGUCGACAAAAACGAUCAUAGACCUGCACAGACCGCAAAUUGUGAGGUUGUUCUUUCCCAGCUUUUAAGAGCAACAAAGGAGCACGAUGAUGACCCUCUAGCCUCCAAUCUUGAGGAUUUAGAGCCAUUCCCGUCGUCUUCUGUAAACGAGGACGAGUUCAACAAGGUACCGCGUCUCGAACAAAUUUGA
Molecule: messenger RNA, 777 nt
Organism: Mitosporidium daphniae
Lineage: Eukaryota; Fungi; Microsporidia
Exons: 4
Coding region: 1-777 (258 amino acids)
Biological process (GO): ribosomal small subunit biogenesis
Source: RefSeq, a predicted model, not a curated record